CUAUUUAUACUCUUUGAUAUUAGACAUUCACUUAAUAUACGGUGUCAAUGUAAAACAGAAGGCCACGUGAUAAACACACAUUGCUUUGGUUAUCAUACCACAACACAACGUCGAAAGAUUGCGCAGGAGUGACGACACACAAUAAAGGUACCAUACCAUCAAAUACAUACCGCUUCGUUGAAAUAUUCUUUAAAAAAGGAGUGUUUAUCGUGGCGGUGGUUCAGUUAGCCGUAUUCUGCUACGAAAGCCAUCGUAUUGAGGGCGUUGUUCUGGUUCAUCGAAACCGAAACCAGGGAAAUCCAUAAAUGUAUUUCCGGAUAACGAGCUAUGUUUGCAAUAGCAUUCCUCGUUUCCAGUGAAUUACGACAUAGCCAGGGGUUUAUAAUGAAACCGGCUAAUCGAGCUUCGCUGCAGUAGUGUUUACUGAAGCGCGUUUCGUACAACAUUUGAAAGUCAGACGUCGUACAGGUAGGAGCAUUUCCCAUUUCUGCUGAGGUAUCGUUUUGCUGUCACGAUGAAAAUCAAACGACGACUUUAUAAGACCAUGAUAAUGGCUAUCCCUCCUUGUAAAGUAUGUAAGCUAACGUUUACAUCAGAGGCACACGCCAGUCAACACUACAGAGGCCAGAAGCAUGAAAAGAAGGUAAAAAUGGCCGAAAACUUGCAUCGUGUGGACACUGCCAGCACAGAACAAGCAUCCGAUGUAGGCUGUAAAAUUUGCAAUGUUGUAUACAGUAGCGAAAUCCAGCGACAGGAUCACAUCAGUGGCAAACAGCACCAAAACGCCUGUCAAGUUUAUAGCGAUCUACAACAAGGCAACCAACUCUACUGUGAAUAUUGCAAUAAGCAUUUUACAAAAAUGGACAAUAAAGUUGAACAUGAGGCGACUCCAUUACACAAAAUAAAGAAAGAAUCUAAACUCCUUGAAUCCACCGUGCCUUGUGCAGACGAAACACUGCCAAAUUGUGCUAAACCCGAGUCCAGUAAAGAUUCGGAAGCUCGAGCGAACAUUGAUCCAAUCAGUAACGAGGAUUCAGUGAAAGUCGUACCUAUUGGGUCGAAGUUCACAAAGGAUAACAAUUAAGUACUACAACGUAGUAAUGCAAUCA
Anneissia japonica is the source of this 1109-nucleotide messenger RNA. RefSeq names its product zinc finger protein 346-like. Gene Ontology annotation, molecular function: nucleic acid binding; zinc ion binding. Lineage: Eukaryota; Metazoa; Echinodermata; Crinoidea; Comatulida; Comatulidae. The record is from RefSeq and is a predicted model, not a curated record. Bases 515 to 1084 code for a protein of 189 amino acids. The transcript is spliced from 3 exons.